Messenger RNA from Ceratosolen solmsi marchali, 1396 nucleotides. RefSeq names its product Carbonic anhydrase 2. Lineage: Eukaryota; Metazoa; Arthropoda; Insecta; Hymenoptera; Agaonidae. The coding region runs from base 302 to 1312 and encodes 336 amino acids. Gene Ontology annotation, cellular component: cytoplasm. The transcript is spliced from 6 exons. The record is from RefSeq and is a predicted model, not a curated record. Gene Ontology annotation, molecular function: zinc ion binding; carbonate dehydratase activity.
UCUAUCUCUGUAUCUCUCUUAUUCUUUCUCUGAUUGUCCUUACUCCCUCAUACAUCCCAUCAUUUUCUUAGUUCAUUUAUUAAAUUAUUUAUUAGCAAAUAACCACAUAUUUUUAUAUUUUAAACCUACUAUAAAAUAAACCAACGAAAUUGUGAGCUCGUAGUAAAAGUACGUGAAGUGCAGUGAAAGGAAGACGAUCCUAAUCGCAUGCGAUUACGAUUUUCUCCAAUUUGAUAUAUCUUAAACGGUGGUAGGUUUAUUGGCACAGUACGGCUCUUCUACAGUUACCGUUUUAUUAAUCAUGAUUAAUCUAGUUAUUCAUUUCAAUGGCGCCAAUCUUAAUUUUCAUUCGAUUUGUCCCGUUGUCUUAUUCGCUUUCUUCUUUGAUACAAUUGACGUUACUGUUUUGGAACAUGUCAAUUUCGGAUACAGUGGUUCACAUGGUCCUGACCACUGGGCAGAAAAUUAUGAUACAUGCGUUGGAAAACAUCAAUCGCCGAUAAACAUCCAAGAACAUGACGUACGAGAUAUAAAUUUACCACUUUUAAUAUUUUCCGGAUUAGAUACGCCAAGAAAAUUUUUUUUGAUAAACAAUGGACAUACGGCUUUGCUUUACAGUUCUAAAGAUAAUAAACAGUUUUAUAUGUCGGGUGGGCCAUUGAAUGGCAUCUAUGUUUUCGAACAACUUCAUUUUCAUUGGGGAGAAAACGACAGGGAAGGUUCGGAAGAUCUCAUAAACAACCAUUCAUUUGCAAUGGAAUUACACGCUGUUUUUUAUAAAGAUAAAUACGGCUCUAUGAACGAUGCAAUUCAUAACCCAGACGGUUUGGCAGUGAUUGCUUUCUUCUUCGAGGCUGAAGUAAAUGAUCGUGCAAAUCCUUUAUUUGAUACGAUAGUGGAAGCACUACCGAAGAUUGAAAAGGUGGGAACGGAGAUCCAAUUGUCAGAAAAUAUGCAUCUAGGGCACUUGUUGAAUCCAGCUGGACCACCUAGUGACAGAAUGCAAAAUUAUUUCACAUACAACGGUUCUCUCACAACACCACCUUGUUCCGAAGUCGUGACAUGGAUCGAUUUUAAAUAUCCACUUUACCUUUCUCAUUUGCAGAUUGCAGCAUUUCGGAAUAUUAGAGGUUUUGAGGGACACAAACUAACUCAUAAUUUUCGACCUGUGCAGCCUUUGUCUGAUCGUCGAGUGCUGCAUAAUUUGCCAAAUAAGAAAUUUAAUACAAAAUCCGAGGCAAUUCAAAUAAGCCCUUCACAUCACGUCCUUCCAUUUCUUAGUCUUAUAUGUCUUGCUUAUCUUUUUCUCUAACUCAUGAUAAGUAAACUAUAUCAUUUUUCUUACCAGUUGCGUAAGCGUUUAUUAUACGUAUUUAUACGUUACACAUAAACAGAC